UUGUAUUUAUAAGUUUGAAAUUUAAACAAAGAUAAGUUUUAUAAAACUUAUAUCAAGUAUUACUGGUAUUACAAGUUAUAGUUUACAACUACGAGUAUCGAUAGUAUAAUGAGAAUGGACGUGAAAUUUGUUUUCUUCAUACUUAUGCCUCCUAUUGUCUUACUGGAAGCAGAAGAAAAUCUCUUGGGAGACUUACAAGAAUUUUUUCGGAAAAUGGUCAAUUAUCUGUUUCCUAAGGAUCCUGGUAUAAUGAGAGUAAGAAAGUUACAAGAUGUCAGAACAGUGAAAAAUGUAACCACAUUGGAUUUUAUUGGUUUAGUAGAGAGAUAUGGUUACCCCGCCGAGGAGCACUACCUCACAACAGAAGAUGGUUAUAACUUGGUAAUACAUAGAAUAUCAGAAAGCCCUUUAUCUAAAGAUCAACAGAAAAGAAAAGUAGUGUUCCUUCAACACGGCGGCUUCCUCUCAUCUGAUUCCUGGGUGUUGUUUGGUGCUGACAAAGACCUUGGUGGAACCAAUGGAAUUGAACCGGGUUAAUUUCAAAGGCAUUGUUCUUCUGUACCGCCAACUUACAGGACUGACGCAACUUUCAGCAAUAAUUUUUUUCCAAACAUUUUUUGAUAAAUUGCCUUUAACCAAUAAAAAGAGAAUUAAAAAUAAA
Molecule: messenger RNA, 661 nt
Organism: Wasmannia auropunctata (little fire ant)
Lineage: Eukaryota; Metazoa; Arthropoda; Insecta; Hymenoptera; Formicidae
Product: lysosomal acid lipase/cholesteryl ester hydrolase-like
Exons: 3
Coding region: 109-537 (142 amino acids)
Biological process (GO): lipid metabolic process
Source: RefSeq, a predicted model, not a curated record